AUGAACGGAGCACAAUUCACAGAUAGAGCCAACAAGGCUUUGUUGGACUCCAGCCAUCUGGCGGAGCAAUACGCCCACUCGCAGAUCCUCCCCGUUCACUUGGCAGUCGCUCUUCUGAACCCCUCGAUAGAUGAGUCCAAGGACCAACAAGCCGCUUCCCACCCUUCCCACGACUCGUCCACCGCCCCGCUCUUCCGCCAGGUCGUCGAGCGCGCCCAUGGCGAUCCCCAGCAGCUGGACCGUUCCCUCAUGAAAUCACUCGUCCGCUUACCGAGUCAAGAUCCGCCUCCAGAGACCGUCAGUGUCUCGCCUUCCCUGGCGAAAGUCAUCCGGUCUGCAACCGAUCUCUCCAAGACACAGAAAGACAGCUAUGUCGCCAUCGAUCACCUCAUUCUCGCCGUGGUCCAGGAUUCACAGGUCCAGCGGGCAUUGGCGGAUGCCAACAUUCCCAAUGUCAAGCUGAUCGACACCGCUAUCCAGCAGAUCCGGGGUACAAAGCGGGUAGAUUCCAAGACCGCCGAUGCCGAGAGCGAAAACGAGAAUCUCAAGAAAUUCACCAUCGAUAUGACUUCCCUGGCGCGGGAGGGUAAGAUCGAUCCCGUCAUUGGCCGAGAGGAGGAGAUCCGGCGGGUCAUCCGGAUUCUCAGUCGUCGUACCAAGAACAACCCCGUCCUCAUCGGUGAACCCGGUGUCGGAAAGACCACCAUCGUCGAAGGACUCGCUCGUCGGAUUGUCAACGCGGAUAUCCCGGCGAAUCUGGCACAAUGUCGGCUGCUCUCACUCGAUGUCGGUUCGCUGGUCGCCGGCAGCAAGUACCGCGGGGAGUUCGAGGAGAGAAUGAAGGGUGUCCUCAAGGAGAUCGAGGAGUCCAAGGACACGAUUGUCUUGUUCGUGGAUGAGAUCCAUCUCCUCAUGGGCGCCGGCUCUAGCGGCGAGGGAGGUAUGGACGCCGCCAACCUGCUGAAGCCUAUGCUGGCCCGUGGCCAAUUGCAUUGCAUCGGUGCCACCACGCUCGGCGAAUACCGCAAGUACAUCGAGAAGGAUCAAGCGUUCGAACGACGUUUUCAGCAAGUCCUCGUCAAGGAGCCCACCGUUCCCGAAACCAUCUCCAUCCUGCGUGGUCUCAAGGAGAAGUACGAAGUGCACCACGGCGUCAACAUCCUCGACGGCGCCAUCGUCGCAGCGGCCGAGCUGGCGGCGCGCUACCUCACCGCCCGUCGUCUGCCCGAUUCGGCGGUCGACCUGAUCGACGAGGCAGCCGCAGCCGUGAGAGUCACCCGUGAGUCGGAGCCUGAGGCGCUGGACAACCUGGAGCGGAAACUCCGCCAGCUCCAGAUCGAAAUCCACGCCCUGGAGCGGGAAACGGACGAUGCCUCCAAGGCACGUUUGGAGACAGCCAAGCAGGAAGCCGCGAACGUCACCGAGGAGCUGCGGCCCCUGCGCGAGAAGUACGAAAGCGAGAAGCAGCGCAGCAAAUCCAUCCAGGACGCCAAGAUUAAGCUCGACUCGCUCAAGGUCAAGCGUGAUGAAGCCGAGCGGAUGGGCGACACCCAGACCGCGGCCGAUCUGGAGUACUACGCCAUUCCCGAGACCAAGACCCUGAUCGACCGCCUCGAGAAAGAGCGCAUGAAGGCGGACGAGGAGCGCCGUUCCCGCCAGGGCGAUGCCGGGGAGGCCCUCCUGGCUGAUGCGGUCGGACCCGAGCAAAUCAACGAGAUCGUCGCCCGUUGGACCGGUAUCCCCGUCACUCGACUCAAGACCACCGAGAAGGACAAGUUGCUGAACAUGGAGAAGUACCUGGGCAAGCUCGUGGUGGGCCAGAAGGAGGCCGUGACAUCGGUGUCCAACGCCAUCCGUCUGCAACGGUCCGGUCUCAGCAACCCCAACUCGCCGCCCAGCUUCCUCUUCUGCGGUCCCUCGGGUACGGGUAAGACGUUGCUGACCAAGGCGCUCGCCGACUUCCUCUUCGACGACCCCAAAUCGAUGAUCCGGUUCGACAUGUCGGAAUACCAAGAACGCCACUCGCUGAGCCGGAUGAUCGGUGCUCCCCCGGGUUACGUGGGCCACGACGCCGGCGGCCAGCUGACCGAGUCGCUGCGGCGCCGCCCCUUCUCGAUCCUGCUGUUCGACGAAAUCGAGAAGGCAGCGAAGGAGGUGCUCACCGUUCUGCUGCAGCUCAUGGACGACGGUCGGAUCACCGACGGCCAGGGCAGAAUCGUCGACGCGAAGAACUGCAUCGUCGUCAUGACGUCCAACCUGGGCGCCGAGUUCCUAGCCCGCCCCACGACCAAGGACGGCCGCAUCGACCCCCAGACCCGCGAGCUGGUCAUGGGCGCGCUGCGCGACUACUUCCUGCCCGAGUUCCUGAACCGGAUUUCCAGCAUCGUCAUCUUCAACCGGCUCACCAGGAAGGAGAUCCGCAAGAUCGUCGACCUCCGCCUCGCAGAGGUACAGCGCCGCCUCGAGCACAACAACCGCAACGUCACCAUCGAGUGCUCCGAGGAAGUCAAGGAUUACCUGGGCGAGUCCGGCUAUUCGCCCGCGUACGGCGCCCGCCCGCUGUCCCGCAUCAUCGAGCGCGAGGUCCUCAACAAGCUCGCCGUGCUGAUCCUCCGCGGCAGUGUGUGCGACGGCGAGGUCGCGCGCGUGGUCAUGCGCGAUGGCCGGAUCGACGUGCUGCCCAACCACGAGGUCGAGUCUGUGGAGGACGAGGAGAUGGUUGAUGAGGAUGAGGCGCUGGCGGAGAUUGAGGAUGCCAGCGGCGAUAUGGAUUUGUACGAGUAG
Aspergillus clavatus NRRL 1 is the source of this 2784-nucleotide messenger RNA. Its product is annotated as ATP-dependent Clp protease ATP-binding subunit. Gene Ontology annotation, biological process: cellular response to heat. Gene Ontology annotation, molecular function: ATP binding; ATP hydrolysis activity. The record is from RefSeq and is a predicted model, not a curated record. NCBI's taxonomy places the organism in Eukaryota, Fungi, Ascomycota, Eurotiomycetes, Eurotiales, Aspergillaceae. Bases 1 to 2784 code for a protein of 927 amino acids. The transcript has a single exon. Gene Ontology annotation, cellular component: cytosol; cytoplasm.